Pangasianodon hypophthalmus (striped catfish) is the source of this 7835-nucleotide messenger RNA. It is a transcript of the gene ctbp2a, whose product is annotated as C-terminal binding protein 2a. Gene Ontology annotation, molecular function: NAD binding; oxidoreductase activity, acting on the CH-OH group of donors, NAD or NADP as acceptor; transcription corepressor activity. Bases 3127 to 6465 code for a protein of 1112 amino acids. The transcript has 10 exons. The record is from RefSeq and is a predicted model, not a curated record. NCBI's taxonomy places the organism in Eukaryota, Metazoa, Chordata, Actinopteri, Siluriformes, Pangasiidae.
CACAAAUGUCUUAUUGCACUAUGUGAUGCCAGUUAACAGUGUGGAUAUGAGGGUAUGAGAGUUUGAUGGAUGAAACUCCAUGACUCCUUUUUGAAAGCUUUUUCACUUUCUCUACUAUUCUAAUUAUAGUAACCUGGGAGAAUGGUACCCACAUGACACACUCGGACAAACUUUAGGAAUAGUUUCCAUGUGCCUGUGAAACACUAUAAUGGUUUGGCACAUUUUAAAUGCCUGAUUUUAUGAACGUAUAAACAAUAUACUUGACCACUGAUCCUCCCACUAUGUGACUACUGGAUUAGGUCUCAAUAGGCAGAAUGUUUUUUUUUUCCUCUGUGCACAGAGCGAUUAAGCCUCUAGUUCAGAAAUGUGCCUCUAGAGGCUCAAAGUCUGCUUCAGGAAUGGAGAACAAAAUCCAGUGAGAUUAAUUAUGUUUAGACGUGUAAACAUGUAAGACAAAUCAAUAAAUCCUACAUGUUAAAUGAGCUCCAUUAACAGGCACAGUUUUGCAUGCAGAGUAGUCAGAAUGUAGUUCUGCUGAAGUAAGUACCAAUAUGUUUGAUAUUGAUCCGUCUACACUCCAUAGGGUAAAAAUCUGUCACCACCAUAGCAUGCUGAGAAGAAGAACUGCAAAUCGAAUGCAGGCUUCCUACAAAAACAAAUUCUUACUUUUGUGCCUAAUUACAAUGGAAAGUGAUCUCAUCUACUUUUGACUGUGGCAAAGGGACCCAGAGGGGGUUGCGGUUGCCAAAGAGGCCAGGCCAAAGAAAAAAUGAAUGCAGAGACGAUUAACUCAGCAGUGUGCUUUAUCCACCAGAAGGACACAGUGCUGGUCUGUUUAUAAAAUAUGAGAGGUAGUGGAUUCUUAUUGUGGGCUGUAUUUGAAUGUGCUCAGACAAUAUUUUACUGCUCUGCAUUUUGUAAUGUCCAAUAUGGUAAUCUGUAGAUAUUUAUUGAGUGUUAAGUGCUGUCUAGUGGUUCUUCCUCUCUGGCCAUGUACUCGUAUUCAUGCUAGAUCAAUUCUCUUAUUUGGCAAUGUACGAAAGUGGUUUAGCAAGAGGAAAGGAAAGUCUGGAAUGGAAAUGAACAGAGCAAUGAUGAGCAAUACUCCUUUUGGUGAAUGGAUUAUGAGUGAUUGGUAAGGGCAGUUUAGGGUAAAGCGCAUAGUCUGCAGUUGCCCAACUGUCUGUGUGCAUGUGCAUUUUUGUUUGUGCUUACCCUCACAGGCACACACGAUAUGAAAAACUAAUCCAUCUUGAUUAAUCAUGGUAUAUGGUAAUGAUUGUAUAUCAUUUAUUUUGUCAUUCAAACAGAAAUUGGAAAAACAUUUUAACAAUUAUGACAUUUCAGCUAAAACUGAAUGAGAUUUAUUUGUGGGUAAGCCAAGAAAAUAUAGACAUAGAAGAAUUUUCCUUUAUUUCUCAUUUUACUCUUUAAUAUGUUUUCAGCAUUUGUAAUUUGUUUAGAGAGCAAAAGAAUAGUUAUUAUAAAAUGACCUUCAUACUGGUUAGAAUGAGACUCAAUGGGGAUGUUCAGCCUCGCUGAGUCUCAUUCCCAUGUGCUCAUGCAUAUAAUUUUUCCCAUCGGUAAUGUUGAUGGCUCUUUCAAGGUUCUGAGUAAUCCUAUCUAAUCGUGUAAUUGUGCUCAUUACAGAGACUUUUCCUUUGUAUAUUUGGGUACAUUAUGUCACAGCAACUCAUACCAUGUAAACGUGCAUAUAAAUAAGUAAAGAAGGCUACAGUUUGGUUUAAAAAUGGCAGCAUAAAUGUGUCAUGACAAUGGACACACCUAGACAUGUGCAUGAUCAAUAAAGAUGCACAAUUAUAGUUUGGCUUAAAAAUAAAAAUAAAUUUUUUUGCUUGAUCCUUCUGUUUUCUUUUUUUUCCCCUAAAAAUGUCUGAGUAGGUUUGUAGUAGGAUUUUAUUUAUUUAUUUAUUAUUUUUUUGAGUUAGUCAAUUAUGUAUGUUAAAUGAACAUUGAACAUUUCAGUAAAAUAUAUUAGUCUUUUUUAAUGAACACUGGGUUUGUGUCAAGGCACUGAUAUAAAGGGCACUGGGUACUAUAACUUUAUUUUUACACUAUAUUUGUAUGUAGUAAUUUCAAAGAAUAUGAAUUCAUUAUAUUUGCAGAGUUUUACAUGUGUCGGAUGUGCUUUAAAUGUGCUUUAACAGUGGUUUAAAUGUGCUGUUUAUUUGUCACACAGAUGUGCUGUGUUAGUGCAGUUGUAGAGUUAGGUCAGCUCUUUGCACUUGUUACUGAGCGCACAGUGCUCAACUAGUUGCCGGAUUACUGUUCAGUCAGGAUUUGAUCUUUCUGAGGGUGCUAUAUGACUUAACAGUGAUGCAUUAGGUUUGCAUUAAUUCCACCGGACAGCCUCUCUGUCCAGCCCUUUGGGUUUCUGAGAAAACUAUCCUUUUUAAUGACUACUGGACAGAGACUCAGCAACAUCACAGAUUUUGUCAACUAUCUACCUCAGGUAGGUGUGUUGUUUCCUAAAGGGUGACAUCAUCAUCAUCAUCAUUGUCAUGAAUGUAUUUAAUCUGUCUGUUAGUAAGACUAUAAUGAAUUAGUUUGUAUUUCUGUGUGUGCCAUUACAGCAGUGAAUUUAACCAGGCUUAAUUUAGUCUAUAAUCCCUCAUAGCAAUCAGAGCAAGUAAAAUGUCUCAGAGUAGAAGCAGAUCAGCUCUCCUGGAUUAACAAAAGCCUCUGCCUACUAUGCACCACCCCUCCAUUGGUAAAGAAUAAAUCUCUUCCUCUCUGUGUUCUCAUCAGUUCAUGGUUGUCAUUUUGCAUUUUCACAAUGGAGUAGCAAGGUUGCCUCUUCCUACAGCCGAUGUGUGAAAGAGAGCAUUUGGUAUCUUCUUUCCCUUUUGCAUUGCCAACAGCAAUAUAGACUGGAUUAAUUAUUCAGCUGUCACCUACCAAGAAGAGCUACUGAAAGCAAAACUCUGAAAGAGAGGAGAGACAGAAAUUACAGCUGGAAAAAGGGCACUCUUGCAGCAUCUUUUUUUUUUUUUUUUCACUAUUCCACUCUGUAAGUUACAUAAAGGUAACAGAAAAACUGAUAAGAGCACAAGAGAACACUAUCCUCUGCACAUUUUUUCAUUUGAGAGGAGUAUCUUGGUGCUGAUGUUGGUCUCCAGCAAGCAGAUGCCGAUUGGCCGUUCCCAGAGCUGGGACGUGCUAGGUGGGAAUGAAAGUCAUUGGGAACGCAGCGAGAAUAUGUAUGAGCAGCAGAAAAGGACAACUGACCAACAGAACUCCUUUGGAGGGAAUGCUGGAGGUUGGUAUGAACCACUCACUGGUGUGCGUCCAUCUGACCUGGAUAUGAAACGGGAGCCAUACCAUUACCACGUGUCACUUUAUAAUCAAAAUUAUGUGUCCCGACCAGAUCCCCGCAGCAUGAGGAAGAGUUCUGUUCCUGAGCUGAACAGUCAUUAUGACCGUUCACGCAUUGCACAUCGUGGUUGUCUAACUCCAUUGGAUCCUUACCAGCAAGAUCCUGCAGUGUUUUCCAGGCCACCUGAUGGGUUCUAUCGUGGAGAACAAAUCCCCCUUAACCGGCCAGCUUCUCAUAACGUUAUGAUAGGAGCGACUCAACCGCUUUGGAACCAGAACCAAUCUGGGAGGUCUAGUGCGCCUGCCUCCACUCCAGCACCCCCUCCACCCCCUACCACUCACGAAAUGACCCAUAUUUACCGGGAGCCAUGCCUCCCUGGCCCUCCACCUGCCACACCAGUAGCCAAAAUGAUGCCAGAAGGCCAGCCCAUACCAAGCCGAGCACCAUCUCCUGCUCGCUAUGCCAUUGAGGCAACUACACCUCGCUAUGGAGCUGAGGUACCAUCCUCUCUUCCUGGAUGCUCAAUGUAUAGUGAUCUUAAUGGGAGACCAGUGGAUCCAAGUCAGCCUGCAGCUACUUGCCUGGUGAUAGAUCCUUCUUCUCAAGGUAUGGUUAUGCGGCAGGAAAGCCCUUCACCAUAUGUUAUAGGACAGCAGCAACAGGCCGAACAGCAAAAACAGGAACCAGCUCAGCAACUGUUGCAGCAGCAAAUGCAACAAGUUCAGUCAUUCCACCAGUCACAGCAGGUUCAGCCAGUACAGCAAGGGCAGACAGUUCAACAACCACAGCAAAUGCAACCAAUCCAGCAAGUGCAGCAAAUGCCUCUUGUGCAACAAACCCAGCCUGCACAGCAGGUGCAACCUGUGGCACCACCAAAUACUGUGUAUGACCCAAACCCUCACUUACCAACUCGUGCCCCAGUGACUGCUUCAGUCAUGGCUGCUAUCCCUGCCCAGGGUUCUCCUCAGCUCACAACACCUCAAAACUCACUGGCUCCUGUGGACCCCAAGAAGACAGCUGACCCAGAGUUUCUGGCAUUUCUAUGCAACGAAGGUUUGUCUGAGAGCACUAUAACCUCUCUGCUACACCAGGGCUUUGAUUCCACUGCAAUGUUAGCUGUUAUGGAACAGAAUGAUAUUCACUCUAUUGCACCCAACUUAGGGCAGGCACGUGUUCUCUCUCGUGUAGCAGUCAGUUGUAGAUGUCCUCCAGAUAUCCCUCAGCACCAGAGUGCUCCAGUCCGAGGACGAUCCAACAGUUUCAGCCAUCGCGUUGACAAAUACAUACAACAGCAACCAACAACGGCUCCAAAUAUGGACUCUCAGUAUAUGCAGCCACCCUUGACCCCAGUCCAGACCAUCUUCCCCAGGAUGGCUGAUGUCAUGGGCCGCAGACCUAGUAGUGCUCCCUCCCAGCAGCUUCUAGAGGCUAGUGGAUACCCUACAACAAGGACACCAGGGGUUUUCAAUAGUACAAUGCUGCCUGUUCAACCUCGUUCACUGACGGCUUACACUCCUCAAGCUGGCCUACCUAUGCCAUCUUUAACAGCAGUGUCCCAGCAAGUUCCACUUCCAUCCAACAUACCAGGAGUGCAACCACAAAUCCUUGGUUUGCAACAGCAAAUGCCAACUCCUAUCCAUGGCAUGCCACAACAAACACCAGUAAUGGCUGGACUGCCACAAUCAACAACCAUGCCCACUCUGCCAACACAGCAAGCCCCCAAAGCAUACUCCACCAACUACACUGUGCCCAUAGAACUGAUGAAAAGGGAUCGAAGCCUGGCCACAAUGUCUAGCCUGUCCAAUCCACAGCCAAGCCCCCAUAUAAUGCGAAAGACUGGGGCAACACCUCAUGAGAGUGCCCUGGUGCCUGUAGGUGCUGCUAUACAGACUCCUUGGCUUGUCAAUCAGAAGCUCUCACGACGCACUGGACCCCCUGUUAUUGUCUCCACCAUGGCACCACCUGACUCAAGUAUAAGGCCGCAAAUCAUGAAUGGACCGAUGCAUCCUCGGCCGCUGGUUGCUCUGCUGGAUGGACGGGAUUGUACAGUAGAGAUGCCCAUCCUCAAAGAUCUAGCAACCGUGGCCUUCUGUGAUGCCCAGUCCACACAGGAGAUCCAUGAGAAGGUACUAAAUGAGGCAGUAGGAGCAAUGAUGUACCACACCAUCACACUCACCAGAGAGGACCUGGAGAAGUUUAAAGCCUUACGCAUCAUCAUCCGCAUUGGCAGCGGCUACGAUAACAUUGACAUAAAAGCUGCUGGAGAAAUGGGCAUUGCAGUGUGUAAUAUCCCAUCUGCAGCUGUAGAGGAGACAGCAGACUCUACCCUCUGUCACAUCCUGAACCUGUACCGAAGGAACACCUGGCUGUACCAGGCUCUACGGGAGGGCUCGCGGUUCCAGAGCAUAGAGCAGAUCAGGGAGCUGGCGUCUGGAGCAGCUCGCGUACGGGGAGAGACGCUAGGACUCAUAGGUUUUGGCCGAACGGGUCAGGCGGUAGCGGUUCGAGCAAAAGCAUUUGGCUUCAACGUGAUAUUUUACGACCCAUAUCUGCAGGAUGGUUUAGAACGCUCACUGGGUGUCCAGAGAGUGUUCACCCUCCAGGACCUGCUGUACCAAAGUGACUGUGUGUCUCUGCAUUGUAAUCUAAAUGAACAUAACCACCACUUGAUCAAUGACUUUACCAUCAAACAGAUGCGUCAGGGUGCGUUCCUGGUGAACUGUGCACGUGGAGGUCUGGUGGAUGAGAAAGCUCUGGCUCAGGCCCUGAAGGAAGGAAGAAUCCGGGGCGCUGCUCUGGAUGUGCACGAGUCAGAACCAUUCAGUUUUACCCAAGGUCCUCUGAAAGAUGCUCCCAAUCUGAUCUGCACGCCUCACACAGCCUGGUAUAGUGAGCAGGCAUCGCUGGAGAUGCGAGAAGCAGCUGCCACUGAGAUAAGAAGAGCUAUCACAGGUCGUAUUCCAGACACCCUUAGAAACUGUGUCAACAAAGAGUACUUUAUUGCCACUGCGCCGUGGGGAGCAGUGGAGCAGCAUGUGCAUCCAGAGCUCAACGGUGGUGCAUACAGAGUGGCCCAACAGUUACCAGCCAUAUCUCCUGGUGGCCUGCAAGACAAAAUGUAUACCUAAACCCAACCAGACAUGCCCAGGGUCCAGUGGGGAUGACUUCUGGAGGACCAGAGGAGGGCACAAGGCCAGGUGGGGGUCCCAGGGCCCAUGCCCUUUCCCUGCCACCAGGCCCCCCAGCCCAACCGCUCCUCCUGCCUGGGCACAGGGAACACAUAUACGAGGCAUAACCAAACGCAGGGAGGGGUUUAUACUGCUACUGAACAACUCGUGGCACAGUUCACAUAGCGAGUUAACUUCAAACCAGGGACAAGAAGAAGUAAAUUAUCUAGGAGCUACAGCUAACUGCAGUGGGAACAGCUCAAAUAUGCAGCGUGGAGGUGUCCUUUUGCUCCUGACUUGUCAUGGGAUUUUAGUUUUUCUUGGAUGUAGCUAUUUUUGUUCCAGAUGUUUUCCCUCCACAUGUAUGCUUUACCUUACUUGUUGUCUUGGGACCAUGUGCAUGGACAGGUGGGCAGGAUUUUUAAUCCACUCCUUGAGUUCUCAAGGGAAAUUUGGCAUCACUUGUCAGUCACCCCUUCUGCCACCAGCCUUGUGAACAAAACCCUUUUAGAUGCAUUUAGUCUGUUAACCUGUGUUUCUUUUUAUUUCCUUGUUGCCUCUUCCUUUAAACCAAACAAAUUAUUAAUUGUCCUUUUAAUUCUGUGCUAAAGUGAUUAAUUAUAUUGGUAUAUAGUGUAUUUAUCAAAAAGUGACGAUAAAAGGUUCAACUAUUGAUAACCUCAUUGUGACCCCUUUUCUUAACUUGGCCUUGUAACUAGCUGAACCUUAGGCGCAACCACAUGAGUCCAACAACCACCAGCCCUAAUGUUGAGGCAUUUUGUAUUCAUUUACACAGGAGUGUUUAAGCAACUUGGGCAUGUCAGAUUUAUUGAAUUUAUUGAGAGAUUAAAUAAAUUUUGUCUGAUACUAAGACUAUGGAUGGCAGCUCAUAGUGAAGCCAUGUGCCACCCUGCUCAGGAAACACUUUUCUUUCAUGUCUGAGUACCAUAAAAAAGCAUCAUAUGUCUGGUUAUUCUACCAUGUACUAUUCCUCACACUGCUCUCUUGCUAAUAUUUUUAUAGAUGUAAAAUAGAAAAUAUUUUGAUGUUGCUGUUAGAUUUGUAUUGCCAUAGUAUGCAAAACUUUUUUUUUUUUUGCCUUUUGUGAGUGUUAUGACACCACCUGGAGUUCAUUUUGUUGUUUCUGAAAUGUGUGUUCCUCAGCCCACUUUGCCAGUACAUGUAUAUUAGGACAGUGGGCUAUGUUUUUAUUGUGUUUGUUUCUUGUACCAAACAUCCAUGACAUUACAAAUUAAAAAAUAAGCGCAAAAUGCUUGUGUUCUUGUGCAAAAUUCAAAAUACCAUUCUUGUGUUUAGUGUUUUCUUGCUAC